Messenger RNA from Phalaenopsis equestris, 699 nucleotides. RefSeq names its product UPF0496 protein 1-like. NCBI's taxonomy places the organism in Eukaryota, Viridiplantae, Streptophyta, Magnoliopsida, Asparagales, Orchidaceae. The record is from RefSeq and is a predicted model, not a curated record. The transcript has 2 exons. The coding region runs from base 1 to 699 and encodes 232 amino acids.
AUGUUCCAACUGAUUAAUGACUACUUCAAGAAGAGUGCAGCUACGAGUGAUUUCUUUACUGCUCUCGUGCUGAGUCUUAAGAAAGCUCGCGAUUUUGUUGAACUCGCUGUCAAAAGUUUUGAAGCCGCCGACGAGAACGACCAACCUCCGGAAGUGAAGAAGAAGAUGAGAUACGCGAAAACUCUAGAUGAGUUGAGGCAUUAUUUUUCCGUCGGCGGCACCGGUGAGUUUGAAUCGGUAUAUCAGGAGCAAUUGUUAAUGCUCGGGGACGCUUUCGUAGUUGCCUUUAAAGCAUCACCUCGUGUAGCGGUGGCAAUGGCGGUUGCCUCUUCGAUUCUCCUGGGAUCCAUUGGAGAGUGGGUUGAUUCUAUGUUAAAGGACUAUGAGAACGCCCUUAAAGCUGAGAUGAAACUAAUUAGUAUUAUGCUUGAUUUGACUUCUGUUGUGGGUACACAUUUGGAUAGCAUUAUAAUUUCAGUGAAACAAUUGGAAGAUAAUAGAAGAUCGUUGCUUGAUUAUGCCGAAAUUGUGUUCGAAGAUAAAUAUCCCGUGAGGCUCGGUACUGAGGAGAUGAGGAAGAAGAUGACAAAGUUUAUGAAAAUCAUUGAGGAUUUGAUGCAGCAGGCUGACCGGGGUAGCAUGGACAUAAGGAGGGCAAAGAGUGUGGUUUUGAAUCAAAUUAUUCAACUGCCUAAAUGA